UACAUCCCCCCGGGCAUCCUGAAGAGUACCUGCUAUAUCGACGUGCGCUGGUUCCCCUUUGACGUCCAGAAGUGUGACCUGAAGUUUGGCUCUUGGACCCACAACGGCUGGCUGCUGGACCUCCAGAUGCUGGACGUGGACACGUCUACCUACAUACCCAACGGGGAGUGGGACCUCGUGGGUACGAUUUAGUUAAUCUCCCUCCCUCCCUCUCUCUCUCAAUUCAAUUCAAUUCAAUUCAAUUUAAGGGCUUUAUUGGCAUGGGAAACGUAUGUUAACAUUGCCAAAGCAAGUGAAGUAGAUAGUAAACAAAAGUGAAAUAAACAAUAAAUAUUAACAGUAAACAUUACACUCAGAAGUUCCAAAAGAAUAAAGAUAUUUCAAAUGUCAUAUUAUGUAUAUAUACAGUGUUAUAACAAUGUGCAAAUAGUUAAUGUACAAAUGGGAAAAUAAAUAAACAUAAAUAUGGGUUGUAUUUACAAUGGUGUUUGUUCUUCACUGGUUGCCCUUUUCUUGUGGAAACAGGUCACAAAUCUUGCUGCUGUGAUGGCACACUGUGGUUUUUCACCCAGUAGAUAAGGGAGUUGAUCAAAAUUGGGUUUGUUUUCGAAUUCUUUGUGGAUCUCUGUAAUCUGAGGGAAAUAUGUGUCUCUAAUAUGGUCAUACAUUUGGCAGGAGUUUAGGAAGUGCAGCUCAGUUUCCACCUCAUUUUGUGGGCAGUGUGCACAUAGCCUGUCUUCUCUUGCAAGCCAGGUCUGCCUACGGCGGACUUUCUCAAUAGCAAGGCUAUGCUCACUGAGUCUGUACAUAGUCAAAGCUUUCCUUAAGUUUGGGUCAGUCACAGUGGUCAGGUAUUCUGCCACUGUGUACUCUCUGUUUAGAGCCAAAUAGCAUUCUAGUUUGCUCUGUUUUUUUGUUAAUUAUUUCCAAUGUGUCAAGUAAUUCUCUCUCUCUCUCUCUCUCUCUCUCUCUCUCUCUCUCUCUCUCUCUCUCUCUCUCUCUCUCUCUCUCUCUCUCUCUCUCUCUCUCUCUCUCUCUCUCUCUCUCUCUCUCUCUCACUACUCUGUCUCUUUUAAUCUCUCCGCUUGUCCCUCUGUCUCUGUAUCAGCAUGUGUGUCCAUGUCUCUAUCUCUACAGAGGUGGGUGGGAAUGGUGUUGUGGGCGAGGGGGUGGGGGUGUUACCCCAGCCAGUUAUGACCCAGUGACCCACCUGGGCCAGUGGAGGGUCCCUGAGGGGUGUGUCUGGGUAUGGGGGGUGUCAGACUACAUUUCAUGUUUACUCCACACUGCCAGAGGGGGCAUGUUACUGGAUAAACUCUGCUCAGUGAGAGGAACACGUGUUUGAGAGUGUGUAGAUUUCCUGCCUGUGUAAGACUGUCUUUUGAAAUGUGUGGUUCCUACUUGUGUAUGUGUAUAUCAAAGAACAUGUGAACAGGCCAUCGUUGAAUGAAUGUAAAUGCAUUGAUUUGGAAUUACCCCUAACUCCACCUCUGUGUUUCUUCGUGUGUGUGUGUCUCCUAGGAGUCCCGGCCAAGCGUAAUGAGCUGUACUAUGACUGCUGUAAGGAGCCCUACCCUGACGUCACCUUCACGGUCACCAUGCGAAGACGAACCCUCUACUACGGUCUCAACCUGCUCAUCCCCUGUGUUCUCAUCUCUGGCCUGGCCCUGCUGGUCUUUCUGCUGCCCGCUGACUCUGGAGAGAAGAUCUCCCUGGGUAAGGAAGGAACGCCGGAAAGACGUCUUGGAAUUCUGUCCGUUAUGAACUUCUGUCAGGUGUAUUAUUAGGUUUGAUUGAUGGAUGUCUUGGGAUGAUGAGUUAUCUUCCUGCUGUUCAGAUGGGAAUAUCUGAACACACAUUCUGGAAUCCUCUCCAUCCUGGAAUUCUGUCAGGAAUAUUAGGCUUGUUUAAUAGAUAUCUGAGGAGGAGGAGUUAACUGUAAUCUCUUCCAAUUGGUAACUUGCCUUGAACAUGUCAGAGAAACCACCAGUCUAACAAAUUGGUUUAGCCUAGAGGUUAUAACUGAUCACUAGCGUAACGUAUUCCAAGAAUAAUUUCAGAUGUCAAUGAGUUUGACAAUCUCAUCUCUAUCUCUCUCUCUCUCUCUCUCUCUCUCUCUCUCUCUCUCUCUCUCUCUCUCUCUCUCUCUCUCUCUCUCUCUCUCUCUCUCUCUCUCUCUCUCUCUCUCUCUCUCCAGGUAUCACAGUCCUGCUCUCUCUAACAGUCUUCAUGCUACUGGUUGCUGAGAUCAUGCCCGCCACCUCAGACUCUGUGCCUCUCAUCGGUGGGUUCUGUGUGUGCGUGCACGUGUGUAUUAUACAUGAUCCUCUUUCCUCUUAUGGUUUGGUUUGAUUGGCUGUGCGUUAGUGAGUGUAAAGGCAGAGUGUGUGUGUUUGUAUUAAUGUGUGUGUGAGUAAACCUUGUGUUAAUGUGUAUGUCAAUACAGUCUGUCAUUCUCUCAUGGCCUGGCUAGUUUUGGUUUGACUAGCUGUAUACAGUGCAUUUGGAAAAUAUUCAGACCCCUUGACUUUUUCCACAUGUUGUUACAUUACAGCCUUAUUCUAAAAUUGAUUAAAUAAUGUUUUCCUUCUCAUCAAUCUACACACAAUUCCCCAUAAUGACAAAGCGUUAGACAGGUUUUUAGAUUUUUUUGCAAAUUUAUAAAAAAAAUAAGUAUUCAGACCCUUUGCUAUGAGACUUGAAAUUGAGCUCAGGUGCAUCGUGUUUCCAUUGAUCAUCCUUGAGAUGUUCCUACAACAUGAUUGGAGUCCACCUGUGGUAAAUUCAAUUGAUUGGACAUGAUUUGGAAAGGCACACACCUGUCUAUAUAAGGUCCCACAGUUGACAGUGCAUGUCAGAGCGAGAACCAAGCCAUGAGGUCAAAGGAAUUGUCCGUAGAGCACCUUCCAGAAGGACAACCAUCUCUGCAGUACUCCACCAAUCAGGCCUUUAUGGUAGAGUGGCCAGACAGAAGCCACUCCUCAGUAAAAGGCACAUGACAGCCCGCUUGGAGUUUGCCAAAAGGCACCUAAAGGACUCUCAGACCAUGAGAAACAAAAUUCUCUGGUCUGAUGAAACCAUGGUUGAACACUUUGGACCUGAAUGCCAAGCGUCACAUCUGGAGGAAACCUAGCACCAUCCCUACGGUGAAGCAUGGUGUUGGCAGCAUCUCAGACUGGGGCGACGUUUCCCCUUCCAACAGGACUACAACCCUAAGCACACAGCCAAGACAACGCAGGAGUGGCUUCGGGACAAGUCUCUGAAUGUCCUUGAGUGGCCAAGCCAGAGUCCGGACUUUAACCCGAUCGAACAUCUCUGGAGAGACCUGAAAAUAGCUGUGCAGCGACGCUCCCAUUCCAACCUGACGGAGCUUGAGAGGAUCUACAGAGAAGAAUGGGAUAAACUCCCCAAAUACAGGUGUGCCAAGCUUGUAGCAUCAUACCCAAGAAGACUCUAGGCUGUAAUCACUGCUGAAGGUGCUUCAACAAAGUACCUAGUAAAGGGUCUGAAUACUUAUGUAAAUGUUUUAUUUCCAUUUCUUAAAAACCUGUUUUUGCUUUGUAAUUAUGGGGUAUUGUGUGUAGAUUGAGUGAAAAAAAAACAAUUUAAACCAUUUUAGAAUAAGGCUGUAACGUAACAAUAUGUGGAAAAAGUCAAGGGGUCUGAAUACUUUCCGAAUGCACUGUACAUAUCUUUAAUGUCAGUGAGUGCUGAGAGCCUUUCCUACACAUACGUCAGUCUCAAUCCCCUGAUGUUAUGUUUGAGCAGGAUGGUGUUGGAUCAGGCUGACAAUGAGGAUAACAUUAUUAGUGGGUCGUGACAAGCCAGGCUCCCCAUGAGACGAAGAAGAGCAGAACAGAAGGCAGGAUUGAUAGAUGGAUGAGAUGAGUAACCUUUAGGGGGUUAAUUUCUGAGAGAGAGAAGUUCAAACACUUCCGGUGCUGUGAUGAGACACUCAUGAUAGCGCUCACUAGUUUAGCCAUCACCUCAUUUUACUCGAGUGGAGGCCUGGGAGGAGUGUGUGUGUGUGCCUGUACACAUGUGCAGUUUCUACAUAUCUUCCUGCAAAAUAGUAAUACAUUUGUUAGUUAUGUAAAUAUGUGUGUGUUAGCACUUUUGAACUAGCACCAUAAACUGUGUGUGUGUGUGUGUCUCAGUUAAGUUAGUGUAACAGAGUUAGUGUAAUUUUACUGAGAAAUGCUCCAUUAGUUGUGUUUAUGAUGUAUCAAUACCGUAAUCAGUCAGAUUGUAUGACCCAUUGACCAGCAGGAAGGCCCAGGGCUCAGCGCUCAAACGCUUUGAGGAGUGAAAUAAAAAUCAAUCAUACCCGUUUACAGCAAUGAACUACACAGUGUGUUUGUCUGUCUGUGAGUUAUACUCCAGAAACUGCCUGUAAACUUGAGUCUGUUUAUACAUUAUACAGCAGUGUUUCUUACUCCUGGCCCUAAAGGACCACAGUUUGUGCAGGAUUUUAUUUAAUCCCAGCACUAACACGCCUGAUCAUGCAAAUCCAGAUCUUGAUGAUUAGUUGAAUAGUUGAAUGUGUUUUUUGGGCCGUGAGAUUAUCCUUUUAGCCCCCAACCAGGGUAGUGUCAGAUGAGGUCCCCCUAUACCCAAAAAGUAGUAAUGUCAUCACCCUCUCAUCCUCUCUCAUCUUCCCCCCAUCCUUCACUCACCUGGCCUGCUCUAUCUCUGUUUCUAUCUCUGGCACACUUAUCUAGUUUUAGGUGUGUGAGAGAGAGAGGCUGCUGACAGGCUCAGAUGGGGAUGGUCUGUUUAGAGUUAUAAGUGAAGGGCAGUGUUAGUCAGCACUCUGUAGGGGCAUCUCUGCACUUCCCACCUCCACUCUGCUGGAUUAGACUCUCUCUGGCAGCGCUGGUAUCUGGUGUCAUCAUCCAACUCCUCCUCCUAAUUAGAAUCCCACUCUUCUCCUGCCUCCACCUCCUCCUCUUUCUCAUACCUAUCAUCAUUUUUGUUCUACUUCAAUGUUUUCCUCCUCUUCCUCCUGCUACUCCUCCUCCUCCUCCUCCUCCUCUUCACCAUACUCUUCCUCUGUCUUCUCCAUUGCCUCCGCUUCUUCAGUACUCCUUCCUAGGGAUUAACAUGGGCAACCGGGAUCCCGGGACUGUCACAAGAACACAUUUCACAUUUCCUGAAAAAAUGUAAUGACAAGACCUGGCAAAUUACAACCUUUUUCCCCAUGUGGCACUAAUGCAAUUCCACAAAAUACACAACAUGUGCAGCAGCAGAUUAACAAAAAAUAAAAUAGCACAUUAUCGAAACAGGUUGUCGCAUGGAAGCCUUUAUUAAAAUAACCUGUGCCUCUUUGAGCUGUCACUGUUACUUUUCAGAUAGUCACAAAUCUGAUUGGCCUGUGCACAAUUCACUACAUAGGCAUCUCCUGUCCUAGAUCCUAGGCUAUUUUCCUAUCCAGUCCCAAUCGCACUGAAACCCAAAAUCCUGACACCUGUCUCACAUGAAAAUUCCUAACUUUAUUCUGUAAUCCAUAGGUUGCAUUGUCAAAUCACAUCUCUCGCCUAUGCAUGUCAAAGAACCACUGUAACAUUUCCCCCACUUCUCUGCACUGUCUCGUACUUGCUGCCCAUAUGAGAGCUUCGGUAGAGAAUGUGUGACCAACAAACAGUAUGAGAGUAGAUAUGGAAUUUUUUAAAACAGAGUUGGGGCUCUAUUCAAUCCGCAUCGCGAAAGUUCAUCUUUACAGCGUGAUUGAAAUUUUAAGUCAAUGUUCCCGCUUUAGCGAAGACAGCAUUCACGGUAAACGCUGCAUAUGUCAGCUCAAUCGGAAAUUACCUUUCAUUUCUAUCGCGGAAUCUGUAAUGCUUCAGCUUUACAUAGAGCCCCAAGUCCCCCUUUAAGAUACCUUGAUAUUUAAACUACACUGAGUAUACAAAACAUUAGGAAGACCUUCCUAAUAUUGAGUUGCACCCCCCCCCACCCUUUCCCCUUUGCCCUCAGAACAGCCUCAAUUCGUCGAGACAUGGACUCUACAAGGUGUCGAAAUCUUUCCACAGGGACAGGGGCGGUGUGUUCAAUAGGGCGAUAUGGGCGACGCACUGCCAAACGGGAAAAGGAAGGGAUUUUUUUCCUAAUCAAUUAUAUCACGGCAACAGUAGUUAUCAGUGUUGUAAUCUAGACGUCUGAUCUGCCACAGUGCCACUAAAUGUCCAAUCAGGCUAAAGUCGUGCUUCAAAUGCCCCCCCCCCCCCUUUUGGGGCGAUUUCAGUCAGGUUGAAAAUCGCCCAGAAGUCUGUCAUAGACUCCCAUGUAAAAUCUAUUUUUUUCAAAUAUCAGAGCUUUCAAUACAAUCUCUAUGGGUUUCUGAGGGCUUGCACUUACGCGCUUUCGUCAUACGUAACGUAACCAUGAACGUAACUAAGAAAAGAGCGGGUAGCCUCAUCAAUCAAUUCACUACUACUGUAAAAAUGGCUAGUCUUCAGUGCAACUCGAUUGUGUCUUUGAAAGAAGUUCCUUUUUGUCGGCGAACAAAUGAAGAUAAAUUGGCAACGAAACAAUUAGGACCUCCCAGACCAAAUUUAAUAAUUCAACAGGUUUCUACUAAAGGGGGGAAGUCCUACACCCGAGGAUUUUCCAAAAAUUGGUACGAACGAAAAACCUGGCUAGCAGGCUGCGAUGUAGCUAAUGCAGUCUUCUGCUACCCCCUGCUUACUCUUUCACCCUGAAGGCGGCACGGCAGACAGCACCGCUUGGACAGCGACUGGUGUGUAACGGACAUGCACCAUCUUUCAGGAAAGAUUAAGAAACAUGAGCUGUCAAAGACCCACAUGGAUAGCUGUUUGAGAUUGUCUGCUUUGGGGAGAGUGAACAUUCCCACUCAACUGGAUGAGGGAUACAGGCUAGCUGUCCGCCGCCACAACGAUGAGGUUAGUGUUGAUAAUCACAAGUUUACUGGAGAACUGAAACUGACAAGGCUGACAAGAUAGGACCCUUUUGUCCAUUGUUAUUGGAUAGGAACAGAACUUAUAACCAGCUCCUGACCUAAAUAGAUCUUAGCACAACAUUUUACUCAACAUAUCAUAUUCCAUAUUCACUAUAACAAAUAUAUUUACUACGACAUUAGCAAGAACCGCCACAUCCUCAGCCGGCUAAUCCAGUGUGUGAAGUUUUGCGGAGUGUUUGAGUUAGCUUUGCGAGGCAAAGAUGAAACUGAGGGCUCCACCAACCCUGGUAAGCCAACACUUUUGAGAUCAGUCAAUAAAUGCUUCUGGUAUUGACUUAUAUGCUGCCCCUGUCUUCAUGUUGUUGCUGGACAUAUCUUUUUUAAAAUGUGUGUAGGUCACCUAAAUCAUCAGAAAAAUUGCCCCCCCUGAGAAUUUUUUCAGGAGCCGCCACUGCACAGGGAUGCUGGCCCAUGUUGACUCCAUUGCUUCCCACAGUUGUGUCAAGUUAGCUAGGUGUCCUUUGGGUGGUGGACCAUUCUUGAUACACACAGGAAACUGUUGAGCGUGAAAAACCCAGCAGCAUUACAGUUCUUGACACAAACCAGUGUGCCAGGCACCUACUGCCAUACCCCGUUCAAAGGCACUUAAUUAUUUUGUCCUACCCAUUCUUCACCCUCUGAAUGGCACACGUGUUAAUUGUCUCAAGGCUUAAAAAUCCUUCUUUAACCUGUCUCCUCCCCUUCAUCUGCACUGAUUUAAAGUGGAUUUAACAAGAGACAUCAAUAAGGGAUCAUAGCUUUCACCUGGAUUCACCUGGUCAGUCUAUGUCCUAAUGUUUUGUACACUCAGUGUCUUUCCACUCUUCAUCUCCCCAUUAUUCCUGAUCUGAUCUGCUCCCGGUAUAAUCAUCAACUCUAUUUUUCCAAAUAUAGGAGAUAUUCCGCCAUUCGUUGAAGUAGGUAAUCUUGCAAGUUUAGCAACUUUGGUCAUUUGACUUUUGUUUGACUGCCGUUACAAAGUUUGUAUGAUUUGACAACGCUAUACUUGGGGUGCACUCUGUGUGGCCUGAGCAAGCUCUUUGUUGAGAUAGCCUACUGCUGAAAUGUGCUGAAUUAAUUGAGGAAGAUGAUAAAAAUGUCAUUUUCAGUUUUAUUUGCUCUGAAAUCCUUACAUAGUGGCGCAGCCAAGCCAGCAAUGUGGUGCAGCGCCCCUCUUAUUUGGGGAGAACCCUGGCAUAGUGACCAUAUCGUUUUUUUAAAUGCUUUAAAUGGCCGCUUCUGAUUUUUGCUGUAUUUCCCGGGAUUCCCGGGAUAAAUAUGAAUUAGUCCCAGUAUUGAAACUUGGUAGAUUUUCUGGAAGAUAUGAAUCCCUACUCCUUCCCAUCCUCCUCCUCCUAAGCCGACCAGGGAUAAUCCUAACCCCUGAUCGCACAGUGGGUCAUGUGCCCUUUGCCCUGCUAGUGUCCUGGUAGCGUUUGUUCAUGUCUGAAGCAUUUAGCGGUUGUUUGCUAACAGAGAGAGGGAGGGGGUGUGACUGGCCUGGGAGGCAGCUACAGAGUUGAGAUAUUUGGGGAAGAGCAGUGUUGAGUUAACGCUCGAGUGGAGUGAAGCUCCCUUCCCUCCCUCCAUUCAGUCCCUCCCCUGAGAGAACACAUCCAUGAUGUGCACGUAAGCUUGGUGGUGUUUUACCACAGUGUUAUAUUAUUGGGCUGCUUGAUUUUCCACUGAUAUAUGAAGACACAUUCAACUGAAACCACACUACAACUACGAAGAUAAGACUAUCUAGCUGUUUCCGAAACGGCGACCUAUUCCCUAUUUAGUUCACUGCUUUUGACCAGACCCUGCCCGGUGCCAUUUGGGAUGCACUGUCUCUCCCUUCUGUUGGUCAGUGUCUGUGUGAUGUAUGAUGUCACGUUGUUAAUGUUUGAUGUGGUUGUGGUUUGUGUUUUGUAGCUCAGUACUUUGCCAGCACCAUGAUGAUAGUGGGUUUGUCUGUGGUGGUGACUGUUCUGGUCCUGCAGUUCCAUCACCACGACCCUCAGGGUGGCAAGAUGCCCAGAUGGGUGAGUCCCGCUCCCAAUCUUCAUCAUAUCCCUCAUCAUCAUAAUUCUCAUCUUUGUCAUCGUCCUCAUCAUUGUUGUCAUCAUCGUCGUCAUCGUCCUCAUUGUUGUCAUCAUAGUCUUCGUCUUCAUCAUUGUUGUCAUCAUCAUCUUCGUCCUCAUCAUUGUUGUCAUCAUCGUCAUCAUUGUCGUCUUCGUCCUCAUCAUUGUUAUCAUCGUCGUCUUCGUCCUCAUCAUUGUUAUCAUCGUCGUCUUCGUCCUCAUCAUUGUUGUCGUCGUCGUCAUCGUCUUCGUCCUCAUUGUUGUCGUCGUCGUCAUCAUCGUCGUCUUCGUCCUCAUCAUUGUCAUCAUCAUCGUCUUCGUCCUCAUCAUUGUUGUCAUUGUCGUCAUCAUCGUCGUCUUCGUCGUCUUCAUUGUCAUCAUCGUUGUCUUCGUCCUCAUCAUUGUUAUCAUCGUCGUCUUCGUCCUCUUCAUUAUUGUCAUCAUCAUCGUCGUCGUCGUCCUCAUUGUCAUCAUCGUCGUCUUCGUCCUCAUCAUUGUUGUCAUCAUCAUCGUCGUCUUCGUCCUCGACAUUGUUUUGUUUUUUUAGGGGGUAGAUCAGCUUUAAUAUUGCAGAUAGAUUGUAACUUCCAUCAAUGUAAUUGUCUGCAUCACUUCCAAUCCCCCAUAUGUUUUUUUUUUCUCGCAAAUAUAUAUAUAUACACAUACAUACAUACAUACAUACAUACAUACAUACAUACAUACAUACAUACAUACAUACAUACAGUGAGGGAAAAAAGUAUUUGAUCCCCUGCUGAUUUUGUACGUUUGCCCGCUGACAAAGACAUGAUCAGUCUAUAAUUUUAAUGGUAGGUUUAUUUGAACAGUGAGAGACAGAAUAACAACAAAAUAAUCCAGAAAAACGCAUGUCAAAAAUGUUAUAAAUUGAUUUGCAUUUUAAUGAGGGAAAUAAGUAUUUGACCCCUCUGCAAAACAUGACUUAGUACUUGGUGGCAAAAUCCUUGUUGGCAAUCACAGAGGUCAGAUGUUUCUUGUAGUUGGCCACCAGGUUUGCACACAUCUCAGGAGGGAUUUUGUCCCACUCCUCUUUGCAGAUCUUCUCCAAGUCAUUAAGGUUUCGAGGCUGACGUUUGGCAACUCGAACCUUCAGCUCCCUCCACAGAUUUUCUAUGGGAUUAAGGUCUGGAGACUGGCUAGGCCACUCCAGGACCUUAAUGUGCUUCUUCUUGAGCCACUCCUUUGUUGCCUUGGCCAUGUGUUUUGGGUCAUUGUCAUGCUGGAAUACCCAUCCACAACCCAUUUUCAAUGCCCUGGCUGAGGGAAGGAGGUUCUCAGCCAAGAUUUGAUGGUACAUGGCCCCGUCCAUCGUCCCUUUGAUGCGGUGAAGUUGUCCUCUCCCCUUAGCAGAAAACCACCCCCAAAGCAUAAUGUUUCCACCUCCAUGUUUGACGGUGGGGAUGGUGCUCUUGGGGUCAUAGGCAGCAUUCCUCCUCCUCCAAACACGGCGAGUUGAGUUGAUGCCAAAGAGCUCGAUUUUGGUCUCAUCUGACCACAACACUUUCACCCAGUUCUCCUCUGAAUCAUUCAGAUGUUCAUUGGCAAACUUCAGACGGGCCUGUAUAUGUGCUUUCUUGAGCAGGGGGACCUUGCGGGCGCUGCAGGAUUUCAGUCCUUCACGGCGUAGUGUGUUACCAAUUGUUUUCUUGGUGACUAUGGUCCCAGCUGCCUUGAGAUCAUUGACAAGAUCCUCCUGUGUAGUUCUGACCUGAUUCCUCACCGUUCUCAUGAUCAUUGCAACUCCACGAGGUGAGAUCUUGCAUGGAGCACCAGGCCGAGGGAGAUUGACAGUUCUUUUGUGUUUCUUCCAUUUGCGAAUAAUCGCACCAACUGUUGUCACCAUCUCACCAAGCUGCUUGGCGAAGGUCUUGUAGCCCAUUCCAAUCUUGUGUAGGUCUACAAUCUUGUCCCUGACAUCCUUGGAGAGCUCUUUGGUCUUGGCCAUGGUGGAGAGUUUGGAAUCUGAUUGAUUGAUUGCUUCUGUGGACAGGUGUCUUUUAUACAGGUAACAAGCUGAGAUUAGGAGCACUCCCUUUAAGAGUGUGCUCCUAACCUCAGCUCGUUACCUGUAUAAAAGACACCUGGUUGCCAGAAAUCUUUCUGAUUGAGAGGGGGUGAAAUACUUAUUUCCCUCAUUAAAAUGCAAAUCAAUUUAUAACAUUUUUGACAUGCGUUUUCUGGAUUUUGUUGUUGUUAUUCUGUCUCUCAAUGUUCAAAUAAACCUACCAUUAAAAUUAUAGACUGAUCAUUUCUUUGUCAGUGGGCAAACGUACAAAAUCAGCAGGGGAUCAAACACUUUUUUCCCUCACUGUACAUACAUAUAUACACAUAGACUUUUCAUUUUUUAAAAUAUAUUUCCCUUUCUUACUUUCCAACCCCACCACCCCUUCCCUAAUUGGAGUAAACUAGUGAACAACAAUGCUUAGGCCUCUACUUCCAGCUUAUACAUACUAUAUACAUUUUAUGGACACAGUCAAUUUUACAAGAAUUCUAUUUUGUUUGUUUUUACUCCUGAAUUUCCUCUAACCUCAACCUAUCCGAUCAUUUUCAUGAUGUCCAUCCGGUUUGCUUCUAUAUGCCAUAUCUUUCUAACUGUGCUCUUUCACAAAAGCUCUCAACCUAUAACCUAUAUUUAUGGACACAGUAUGCUUACAUUAAUAGUUAUUUUGUUGUUAUUAGUUGUUGUUAGUUGUUAUUUGUCCCAUCCUUCAACUCCAUUCAACACCACCCAUCUAUCUCUUAACACCAUCCAUAUUGGAUUUCUAUUUGCCAUAUAUUUUUCAACUGUACUGUGAUGUUUUACAAAAGUUCUGAACCUUUCUAUUCUCAUUGUUUCUACAGAUUUUACACUGAAAAUAAACAUUUUUGCUCAAAGUAUUCGUCAUUGUUGUCAUCAUCGUCGUCUUCAUCCUCAUCAUUGUUGUCAUCGUCGUCUUCAUCCUCAUCAUCGUUGUCAUCAUCGUCGUCUUCGUCCUCAUCGUCGUCUUCGUCCUCAUCAUCGUUUUCAUCAUUGUUGUCAUCAUCGUUGUCAUCAUCGUUGUCGUCGUCGCCGCUGUCGUCGUCAUCAUUGUUGUCAAUCUCAUUACAUUAUCGUCUUCACCAUCAUCAACAUUGUGUGUAUAUGUUUGUUGCAGUCUCAACCCCCUCUCCCUCCCUCCCUCUCUCUCUCUCCAGGUCAGGGUAGUGCUGUUGAACUGGUGUGCCUGGUUCCUGCGUAUGAAACAGCCAGGCGAGGAGCGUAAACCCGCAGGCUACAAGUACCGCCACACACCCCAGCACCACUCCAGUGCCAGCUCCAUUGAGAUGGGCCCCAUGGGCACCAUGACGGGCCUCACCACGCCCCUCUCCCAGGCCCCCUGCUCCACCUGCCCCACCGGCACCUCCAACGGCAGCAUGAGCCUCUACUUCAGCUACCAUGCCGUGGAGAGCCCCCACUGCCCCCCCUCCAGCGAUUCAGGCGUGGCGUUGGGGGGACGGGCCCAAGGGACCCCCUGCGAGGAGGCUGAGCCCCCAGGGGGAGGUGCUGGAGGAGGUGGAGGAGGAGGAGGGGGGUUGAACUUUACUCCUCCUCCCGAGGUCCUUCAGAUCCUGGAGGAGGUGUCGUAUAUCGCCCAGCGCUUCAGGGACCAGGAUGAGGAAGUGGCGAUCUGCAGCGAGUGGAAGUUUGCGGCUGCCGUGGUGGACAGGCUGUGUCUGGUGGCCUUCACUCUCUUCUCCAUCAUCGGCACCUUCACCAUUCUCAUGUCUGCUCCAAACUUCUUAGAGGCCGUCACCAAGGACUAUCUAAAGAAAUAG
Messenger RNA from Coregonus sp. 'balchen', 12831 nucleotides. The record is from the annotation of a GenBank genome assembly. Lineage: Eukaryota; Metazoa; Chordata; Actinopteri; Salmoniformes; Salmonidae.